Molecule: messenger RNA, 381 nt
Organism: Lachancea thermotolerans CBS 6340
Lineage: Eukaryota; Fungi; Ascomycota; Saccharomycetes; Saccharomycetales; Saccharomycetaceae
Gene: PFY1
Product: profilin
Exons: 2
Coding region: 1-381 (126 amino acids)
Cellular component (GO): cell cortex
Molecular function (GO): actin monomer binding
Source: RefSeq, a predicted model, not a curated record
AUGUCUUGGCAAGCGUACACCGACAACCUCCUAGGAACUGGCAAAAUUGACAAAGCAGCCAUCUAUUCGAGAGCUGGCGACUCCCUGUGGGCUGCGUCCGGUGGCCUGUCACUUCCUACCAACGAAAUCGGCGAAAUUGCCCAGGGCUUUGAGAACCCGUCCGGGUUGCAGAGCACAGGCCUGCAUCUGCAAGGUCAGAAGUUCAUGCUGAUCAGAGCUGACGACAGAAGCAUCUACGGCAGACACGACGCUGAGGGUGUUAUCUGCGUGCGCACGAAGCAAACUAUCUUGGUGACACACUACCCAGCCGGCGUCCAGGCCGGAGAGGCCACCAAGAUUGUCGAGCAGCUAGCCGACUAUCUGAUCAGUGUCUCAUACUAA